AUGGUUGGAACCCGACGCAGUGCAGACGUUCGACGCACGGCGGAGGGACUUCGUCUACGACCUGAUGGACAAGACAGUGAAUCUUCCUCUGAUGAGAACUCUGGGGAAGAAGAACCGGAAGCCGAAGCUGAAGAGGAGAACUACGCUGAGAUCCCAGUAGCCAAUGAUCGCGCAAUUGGAGGAGGCGACCAAGAUGGUCCUGCUCCAGGAGGAGGAGAAAAUGGUGGACCUGGAAGUUUGACUCCUGGACAAGCAACAAGGGGAACGCUCCAGUACGCUGGAAACAAGCAACACUAUUACCUUUUUCGCAGCGCAACAAGGAGGUUGGACGAGGAGACUCUUUUCGAUUGUACCUCCGAUAACUUUUACCAGUUCAUGAAGAACCUUGGUGAAAGAGCCGAUGAAUUUGGAUGGUCGACUCGUGGAGGCAUCCUACAUGUUCCAAAAGCUGAUGGAACCAUGGUCAACCUUUUGACUGAAUAUGGAUCUAUUACCCUUGAAGAGAUUGAAAUUCAUGAACGCAGCUACUGGAACAAUGGAUACAGGAAGUCCCAAGACGACCGGAUGCUCUACGAAUGCAUCAUGAAAUCACUUUCUACUCUUGGAAAAGCGAAGGUCAACAUUCACAGUUCUGACUACAAGCUCAUGUCUGGACAAUACAAUCGCUAUCCAUCUGGGCUCUGCUUGCUGAAGGUGGUAGUUCGGGAGUCCUAUUUGGAUUCAAAUGCAACGACUGGUAUGCUACGUCAACGACUUGCCACUCUGGAUCUCUACCUGCCAACGGUCAACAACGAUAUCAUCAAGUUCAACAUGCACGUUAAGAUGCUACUCGAAGGAUUGCAGGCGCGUGGAGAGCAAACAUUGGAUCUGUUGACGAACCUCUUUCGAGGAUAUAUGGUGUGCAGUGACAAGGAAUUUGUCAAGUACAUUACCGAUCUAGAGACGGACCAUGACAUGGAGAACCGACCAAUCACUGCAGCAAAGCUUAUGAAACUGGCGGAGAAGAAGUACAAGAUCAUGGUAUCGCUAGAAAAGUGGGAAGCUCCUACGCAAGUUGAUGAGCAAAUCAUGGCAUUGCAGGCCAAGAUUUCUGAUAUGAAGCAGAAGCUUGAAACCAAGAAGAAAAGAAAGAAAGACGACGAUGACAGGAAGCCAGCUCCAAGAAAGAAGAAUCAGAAACAGGAAAGGCCGGAUUGGUUCAACCAUGCACCACCACACGAUAAAAUCAAUGAAACCAAGCAUUGGAAUAAGAUUGAUUGGCAUUGGUGCUGUGAAGCGACUGGUGGACACUGUGGAGGAGUUUGGCGAGCUCACAAGCCAAAGGACUGCAAACCGUUCAAAAAGAAGAACAAGUUCGAUCCAAAGAAGAGAUCUUCUGGAGGAGCAGCCCCGAAGAUUGAGUUGAAGACAGCUGUUGACGAAGAAUACUUGGCUGGUUUGACUGGAGGCUACGAAUCGGAUGUCUACAGCACUAGCGAAUGA
Molecule: messenger RNA, 1482 nt
Organism: Cylindrotheca closterium
Lineage: Eukaryota; Bacillariophyta; Bacillariophyceae; Bacillariales; Bacillariaceae
Source: the annotation of a GenBank genome assembly